UGGGGUCGUAAAACUGCAUCCUGAGGAGUGACUAAUUUCUGUCGGACUCCUGCAGUCGUCGACGGAAACCUUUAGGAGUAAAACGUUGACUAGGAAAGAAGUGGAAUUUCAAAAUGUCAGAACGCACAAAUAACUUUCCUCCAAUUCCCGCCUUUAUGAGAAUAAAACCAUGCUUCUACCAUAACAUUGAUGAAGAAAUUCCUGCACCUCACCAGCAACUGGUGAAGAGAGCUUACAUGCUGUGGAUGUUGUAUUCUGGCACACUGUGUAUAAAUGUGAUCUCAUGUAUUGCAUGGUGGGCCGGAGGUGGAAAUGCAACAAACUUUGGUUUCUCUCUGCUGUGGCUUAUCCUCUUUAGCCCCUGCAGUUACACCUGCUGGUUCAGACCCCUCUACAAAGCUCUCAGGGCUGACAGCUCCUUCAACUUCAUGACCUUCUUCUUCAUCUUUUUCCUUCAGUGUGUCUUAGCCAUCAUUCAGACUGUAGGCAUCCCUGGCUGGGGAACAUGUGGCUGGUUUGCCACCAUGGUAUUUUUCAGCACAAAUAUCGGCUCCGCUAUUGUGAUGCUCAUCACAACUCUGCUCUUCACCGUGGUCACUCUUUUAAUGAUGCUGGUUCUCAUUAAGGUGCACAGACUGUACCGCGGCGGUGGAGGUAGUCUGCAGCGCGCUCAGGAAGAGUGGAGCACUGGAGCAUGGAAAAGUGCACCGGUGAGGGAAGCAGGGUUUCAUGCUGUUGCUCAGACAGCUCAAGGUCCUAGUUUGCCCCAGUAUCCUACUAGUGUGCCAAGUUACCCUGACAACAGUCAGUGGUGAUGGCUAAGAGUUGCCUCUAGAUGGAGACACAUGUCUAGCCAUUUAUUAAUGCUCUUGAAACACCAAUACAUCUCACCUUUUUAGAUGAGAAAUCAUACAGGUGAAUUUGCUCUGUUUUAUUAGAAGAGAGUAAGCUUUAAAAUGUUUUAUUGAGAGUUUAGUUACCAGAGCUCAUUGAAGCCGUUUGAAAGUUUGAAGGUUGUCUUCAAAAUAAGUCAUUCCAUUUCAACUUUGUUUACAUAUAACUUAGUUUUUUUGCUCAAGAAAGUGAUUCUUUAGAAAAGGUGUAGUGUUUUGCAGAUAAUUAAUUGAAAAAAGAAGGAUCAUUUUGAACAGUUUGAAAGAGUGUGUGCUUAUGGAUCUUUAUGAUGGAAAUGUUUUACACAUAGUAUGACCUGGAUUCCUUUUUUUUUUCUUCCCUCCCUUUAUAUCAACACAACCUGUACUCUGCAUGAUUUACAUGGUGAAACUUUCCUCUUCAUUCUAGACAUUUCAUUUUUGAUACUUCUGCUUGAUACUUUGAUGCUUGCGUGUGAUUUCUUGCAAUGCGCCUUAUACCGUUUAUGCAUGUGAAAACAAUACUGCUGGACUUGCGCCUUAACAAAAAGUGGCUUCUUUUUAAAAACAAAAAAACCUGGGCUUGCUUCAGUGAAGCGACUCGUGUGCGAUUGUUUUUUUUUCUUUUCUCACUAAGCACUAAUGUGACAAACCACUUGUUGUAUUAUUAAUGUUCCAGUUCUUUGACUUUGCCUAAUAUUUUUGUGUUUGAUUAUAAAUUGCUUGUAUCCAGCCUGUUGUACGGUUUGGAUAUACCAAGUUUCUCUUAUGCCAAAUGAACUGACCUCAUCUAACAAAUAUGCACAAAUAAGUUGACAGAUUGUUAAAAAGAAGUCUGCUGUUGAUCAUGACCCAACUACUGUCAGUCCAACAAGCAUCUACUUUGCAUGCAGGUAAUGUAAGGCUAGUUUUGUGCCAGUAAAAGCCUGUAUGCAAUUUAAACCUUCACCAAGAGAAAAAUGUAUUACCAGUACUCAUAUAUUUAACAAUUAAUUUGUUACAAAAGUGUCCUUCAUGGCCAACUGCCAAAUUUAAUGUUUUAUUUUUUCUGUUAUUUGGUAAUGAUAAUCUAAAAAGUUAAUGUAACAUUUCAAUAAAUAUUCUUAUUCACUA
This is a messenger RNA of Cololabis saira (Pacific saury), 1985 nucleotides long. RefSeq names its product secretory carrier membrane protein 4 (gene scamp4). Gene Ontology annotation, cellular component: recycling endosome membrane; trans-Golgi network membrane. The record is from RefSeq and is a predicted model, not a curated record. Gene Ontology annotation, biological process: protein transport. NCBI's taxonomy places the organism in Eukaryota, Metazoa, Chordata, Actinopteri, Beloniformes, Belonidae. The coding region runs from base 114 to 815 and encodes 233 amino acids. The transcript is spliced from 7 exons.